AUGGUGAUCAUGAGAAUCCGAAACGGUAACGGUUUCACGGAAGAUAUUAGGCGCGAUCGCCAUGAUGCUAUUGCAACUCGACGAAGGGCUCGCGAAGAAGAUUCGAAACAGGCAGCGAUUGUGACAAAACAACAGAUAGCAGCAGCUGAGGCUAACGAGAAGGCGAAGGAAGAGUUUCGGGCCCACUUGGCUGAUCGACUCGAGAAAGUGGCUCGCAGUAUCGGAAAGGACUUGAGUGAAAAUGCCAAACGACGAGAAGAGGAGGAAAACCGUCGGCUAGAGGCUCAGUUGCAGGCCGUUGAGAUAGCUUAUCAAAAGGCUGAGGCAAAUAAACGUGUUCGUCAGGAGGAGACGAGGAGGGAGAUAUUGGAGGGCCUCUCACAACAUAUAAGACAGAAAGCGAAAGUCAAGGAAGUCGAGGAAGCUGUGAACAAGCGACAGGGAGAAGAAAACCACAAGGUCGCCAUAGAGGCAUUGAAGGACGAAGAGGAAGAAAACCGUCGAAGGCGACAAAAGAGGGCUGCUAUGGAUGAGGAACUGGAGAAGCAGAUUUGGUUCACUAAGUUGACAACGGAGGAGGACAGAAUGGAGAUGGAUCUCCAACGGCGAGAACUCGAACUGAAUCAGCCCCUGCUCCGGGAAAUGGCGGCCCAUGGCUAUAAGGAGGAGAAGUGCAGAGAACUCCUUCUAUCCCCUCAAGUUGACUUGACACAUGAGUAA
This is a messenger RNA of Perkinsus marinus ATCC 50983, 720 nucleotides long. RefSeq lists its product as hypothetical. Bases 1 to 720 code for a protein of 239 amino acids. The transcript has 9 exons. Lineage: Eukaryota; Perkinsozoa; Perkinsida; Perkinsidae. The record is from RefSeq and is a predicted model, not a curated record.